UUCGAUUAUGCGCCGAUACUCAAUUCCCACAUGAAGGAAAUAGGUGGGAUAUAGAGACUAAUGCAUUGGCAUCAUAUUACGAAAGAAAAUGAGUUUCUUUAAAUCUUCGGGUAAAUCUAAGCAACAGAAGGAGCAGAUUGACAUCCUGGUGCAGGAGACGGAAGAUUUAAAAAAGAGCGAGGAUCUGUUAAAACAGAAAGCACAGGAGGCGGAAGAAAACUCCAUGGAGCUUACACAGACCGUCCAAAGGCUGAAAAUAGAAAACACAGAACUGAAAAACAAAUUAGACACAGAAGAGCCAUAUGAAAAGAUUUUCAAUGAAAGACAGGAUCUCAUUGAACAAAACAGCGAAAAGAUGCUAAAAAUAAAACAGCUAGAUGCAGAGCAAAAACAGUUGAAAAAUGAUUUAGAAACAUCCAGACAAGAAAUUACAACAAUUUUCAAAGAAAAGGAAGAUGCCGUGAAACAAAUGGCAGAAGAGAAAACUAAACUAGAGGAAUUAACUUCAGACAGAGAAGAACUUGAAAACCGAAUAGAAGAACUUGAAAAUAAAAAUAGGGAGUUCGAAGAUGAAAUUAUAAAAGUGAAACAGGAAAUGAGAUCACUUGGUGGUGAGAAGGAAGAAAUCGAACGCUUGGCAGCAGCGGAGAAAACUAGUCAUUCAAAACAAAGCAUGGCAUAUAUUGAAGAACUGAGAAAAGAACUUUCAGAAAGUAAAGCGAAAAUCGAAUCAAUGCUGCUUGAAAGUGAAGCCUUAAAGUCAGAGAAUGAAGCUCUUUUUCGAGCAAAUGAAUCAAAAAAGGAGGAAAUAACAGAGAUACAAAAGGACGUAAGCGGUAUUAAAACUGAGCUUAAUCUAGAAAAACUUCGAUAUCAGAAACUGAAAAAGGAAUGGGACGAUGAAAAGAAAAAAACGGAAUUUGUAUUAGUUAGUAAACGAAGUAAACAGAAGAAGACAUUGGAAACGUUCAAGGAAGAAAACGACUCAGAAGAUGAGCAUGUUGUAAGCGUAGUUGAAGCCGCAAAGGCUGAAAGAGAAGAACUAAAAGGAAAAGAAAGAGAACUAAAAAGGCGAGUAAGUCAACUGCAAACAGACAAAGAAGAGCUGUUUCGUUCUGGGACAACACUUUUUGCCGAAAAUAAAAGCAUAAAAGCUAAGUAUGAAAACGUUAUGAGUGAACGUACCACACUUUUGCAGGUAGAGGCUGCAUUAAAACGUAAAGUUCGGGCACAAGAAGAAGAAAUAAAAGACUUAAAGAAAACUGUGGAUGAUCUUUACUAUCAAAAUGUUGCUAUUAGGAGUAACGAGGAGAAAGACAAGAAAGGCGCCUAUGUUGUAGUUAUGGGAAAUGAAAUGAUUAAGGAGUUAGAACGAGAGAAAAGUGCGCUUCAUAGAAGAGUGAAGUAUUUAGAACGAGAAAACAACGAGAUAGAAGGUCGUGUUAUUGAGCUUGAACGCAGAUCAAAGGAAUUGGUAGAUUACUCACGAACACAUGACAGAGAAUCAUCGUUUGCCGAAAUACGUCAUAGAAAAGAUUCUGGAAAUGAUUCGACAAGAGGUAGGCACAAAUAUAAGGACCAUCGAAACAUUGAACGGAAUAGAGAUCGCGAAAGAGAUGGUUAUUCAGACCGUGAAAAAUACAGCGACAGAGAAAGAUAUUCAGGGAAAGACAAACGAGAUGACAGGGAUCGGGAUCGGUAUUCCGAACGUGAUCGAGACCACAGUUCAGGCCGAGAUAGGCAAUCGAAAAAAGACAAAGACCGCGAUUUAGAAGACCGAAUAAGCAGACUUUUGGACAAGAGACCGCCUUCAACCAAAGUCUAUCACGAGUACAGAGAAAGAAGACCGUCCGUGAUAGCCCCAUCGAAGAGCCCCGACUUUUACAAGAGUAAUGCACCACCAUUCAACUAUCCCGGGUCCCGGCAACUAAGCAUUGGGCCAGUGAGUAUAAGGUCACAUCAGAGUCAUGGGUCACGAAUAUCUCUCCCCCAGAUCGACAGCAGAUCACAGUCACCAAGAGCGCACUCACCGAGGGAACAUCACGCCAGGAAAGUGUCGCCUGUGAGGCGUUUAUGAUUUAUGUUCUAGGAAAUCUUCAUGGAACGCCCUUUACAAAUGACAAGUUUACUUUUUUACGACAUCAUUUAUUUCUUUAUUGAUGCAUUGAAUCUUUGUAUAUAUAUUUCACACCUGACACUAUUUCUGUCAUGCAUUUCAGCGGUGUAUGCCAUUCUUGUUUCCGUUGUUUUAUGUUACGCUGUCAUUUUUAUACGAAAAUGUUUGCUUUUUGAUUUUUAAAAUUCCGCGAAUUAAAUUUGGUCAGUUUAUGAAAAUUAGUGUAAUAUUUCGGAUUACGUCU
Molecule: messenger RNA, 2360 nt
Organism: Mya arenaria
Lineage: Eukaryota; Metazoa; Mollusca; Bivalvia; Myida; Myidae
Product: nipped-B-like protein B
Exons: 2
Coding region: 89-2077 (662 amino acids)
Source: RefSeq, a predicted model, not a curated record